Monodelphis domestica (gray short-tailed opossum) is the source of this 5778-nucleotide messenger RNA. It is a transcript of the gene SEPTIN11, whose product is annotated as septin 11. Gene Ontology annotation, molecular function: GTP binding. Lineage: Eukaryota; Metazoa; Chordata; Mammalia; Didelphimorphia; Didelphidae. The record is from RefSeq and is a predicted model, not a curated record.
AGUCUCCAGUGUCAGAAUUUCCCUGUCCCCCUCUCAUUGGAGAUGGCAGCUCUCGGCCAUUUCAUUUGAGAUUCUACCAUCCCCACUCUAUGUUCCUGGGAGAUUGAUGACAGCUCCGAGUUGCUGGGGGAGAGAAACUCCUCUGGCACUCUCCAGUCCCCCGCCUGGGUGAUGGAGGGAGAGAAGGGAGAAGCACUGCCCGUGGUCCUUUUGGGGGCGAGCCUGCCACCUGUGCCCAAGUACCGCUCCUUUCCCCUACUUCGCGGUCCCACGGGCUCCCACGGCACCAGGCGUUUCUGCCCUGGCCUAGCUUCGUGAAAGACGCUCUCCCUAGGCAUUUCCCCCCUACCGGCCCACCAUCCUCCCUCAGUCUUGAUCGCUUUUUUGCCCUGGAGAGGCUCGCGGGGCCGAACUCGGGACCAGGAGACCAACGCAGGAGAGAGGACCGGUUUCUCCCGGAUCCGAGCAUCAGAUGGAGCCCGGGGGAGGGCGACCAGUGAGUGCACACUCUUGCAGGCCGGCGUCCUGUUGCACCAGAGCUGGGAGCUGGGGGCCGGCGGCUGGCUUUGGAGAGAGGUAGUAGCGGCACGGAUGGGGGCGUCAGCUGUGCCGAAACGAGAUGGCCGGGGUGGGCGAGGAGAGCGAGCCCCAGACCCACCGUCGCCUGCACAGUGACUACAAGCCGCCUCCUCCCCCAUUUCCCCCCGCCCUCCGCCUGCCUCCCGGAGCUUCUGCCCAGACACACACUGACACCCCUUCGAGGAGAAGCGAAUGGUCCCUUCCAGUCGGGUGGCCAUGUUGCUCUAAUAAAGCGGGCGGGGCAGCGGCGUGGGGGAGUAGAAGCGUCUGAAUGUGAGCGGGAGCUGGAUCCAGAGCUGGAGCCGCUGAGUGCAGAGAGCCCGGACCCGGGGCACCAAGCGUCGCGAGCAGAGACUGGGAGCCAGUGUUCGAGGGCAUCCACAGCCCAAAGCGCUGCCGCGGCGAUGGCUGUGGCGGUGGGGAGACCCAACAAUGAAGACCUUCGAAACUUGUCUCUUUCUGGUCAUGUUGGAUUUGAUAGUCUUCCUGACCAAUUAGUCAACAAGUCUACAUCCCAAGGGUUCUGCUUUAAUAUCCUCUGUGUUGGUGAGACGGGCAUUGGUAAAUCAACAUUAAUGGAUACUUUAUUCAACACCAAGUUUGAAAGUGACCCAGCUACUCACAAUGAGCCAGGAGUUCGGUUAAAAGCCAGGAGUUAUGAGCUUCAGGAGAGCAACGUACGUCUGAAACUGACCAUCGUUGAUACUGUAGGAUUUGGAGACCAGAUAAACAAAGAUGACAGCUAUAAACCAAUAGUAGAAUAUAUUGAUGCUCAAUUUGAAGCCUACCUGCAAGAGGAAUUGAAGAUCAAGCGUUCUUUGUUUAACUACCAUGACACCAGGAUUCAUGCUUGCCUUUAUUUCAUUGCCCCCACUGGACACUCUCUGAAGUCCCUUGACCUUGUUACCAUGAAGAAACUGGACAGUAAGGUGAACAUCAUCCCCAUCAUAGCAAAAGCAGACACCAUUGCCAAAAAUGAACUGCACAGAUUCAAGAGUAAAAUUAUGAGUGAACUUGUCAGUAAUGGUGUUCAGAUAUACCAGUUCCCUACAGAUGAAGAGACAGUGGCAGAGAUUAAUGCAACAAUGAGUGUUCAUCUUCCAUUUGCUGUGGUUGGAAGUACUGAAGAAGUGAAGAUUGGAAAUAAGAUGGCAAAGGCCAGGCAGUACCCUUGGGGUGUGGUGCAAGUUGAGAAUGAAAACCACUGUGACUUUGUAAAGCUCCGGGAGAUGCUGAUCCGAGUAAACAUGGAGGACUUGAGAGAACAGACUCACACCCGACACUAUGAGCUGUACCGACGUUGCAAACUGGAAGAAAUGGGAUUCAAAGACACAGAUCCUGAUAGCAAACCCUUCAGCCUUCAGGAAACAUAUGAAGCAAAGAGAAAUGAAUUCUUAGGAGAACUUCAGAAGAAAGAGGAAGAAAUGAGACAAAUGUUUGUCAUGAGGGUGAAAGAAAAAGAAGCUGAACUGAAAGAGGCAGAAAAAGAUCUUCAUGAAAAGUUUGACCUUCUAAAGCGGACACACCAGGAAGAGAAAAAGAAAGUAGAAGACAAAAAGAAGGAGCUAGAGGAGGAGGUCGGCAACUUCCAGAAGAAGAAGGCUGCCACCCAGCUCUUACAGUCACAGGCGCAGCAGGCUGGUGCCCAACAAACCAAGAAAGACAAAGACAAGAAAAAUGCAAGCUUCACAUAAAGCCUGGCAAGCCAAGGAUGGUCCCGCAUUCACCUGCUUUUGCAGUAACGUGUCUCUGCCAUCUGUGUUCUUUUUUUUUUCCUUUUACUCCCCUCCCUUCCUCCCAAAGCACCAAUAACUCUUUUAACUCAUUUCACUGGAGGUGGGUGGUGGGAGAAGGUAGAAAAGGGAAAUGAUGGUAACUGCUAUGUUCACCUGGAUUUUGUCUCUGGAAAGUAAAUGGUUUGCCUUUUAUGUCAAUUCAGAACAGUCAUGGUUCAGCACGCCUGUUAUUUGUAUGUUGCUUGGGAAUGAAUGGGAAAAUAAUGUGUUAAGUGCCAUUGUGUCUGACAUGGAAACUGUUCUCACCGCCUCACCAGCUGAACUAAAACCUGAAUGACUAGGAAAGCUAGUAUUUCCUUGACUAUCCCCAUAAUUGCCCAAUGCCCAUGCCCAACUCUGCCCUUUCUCCUUCCAUAUCCUCCUCUCAAGUAAACAAAGCAUGACUUGUACACUUUGCUUGAAUUUUUCAUUUUAGUGCAGAUUUCUUAUCAGCCUCCCCAGUGUCAGAGUGCUCAUUUCACUGUUUUUAAAAUGGAGCUGGAUUCCUGAUUCACAAGCACCAGAAGAGUUCAAGAAGGAUUAUUCUAAGGGCUUUGAAUAUAUAACUCUCCAUCACCAGCAUUUCCUAAUUUCUCAUGGAAAUUACAAAUGGCUGAUCAUACGCCAUCUUUCGUUGAAGGAACAUACAAGAUUGAAAAAUGGUCCUCAUCAUUCCAGCUUAUGAUAAUUAGCUCCUCCAGUAUUUGAAUUUUUUUUCCCCAAUGGGAAAAAAAUCAUUGUCUCCUAGUGGCAGAAACACUUAACUUCUCAGGUACAAGACUUCCCCCCAAAAAUUAUUCUUAGGACGUCACUUCUGUACUAUUCCCAAUAAAGCACUCCAAGUUCAACUCUUUGGCCUCUGACCUCCAUAUUUCAGUGGACCCUGUAACUGACACACUAGGGCCACACACUAGGGCCAAGGGAAAAGCAAACUUGAAUCAAGAAAUAAUAACUCAACUUUCCUCCCAAAUAGCUUCCCUGCCCUAGUCUCCUUUUAUGCCACUAGGUGGUCACAAGACAAAGAGAACAGAUGCUUCUUGGAAUCCAGUUGGCUUCAGGGAAUUGCCCUUGUCCUUUAUCACUACAAUCACUCACACAAAGCAUUUCUAUCUCUAAGACUAUAGAAGUGGGGCCAAAAGUGCCUCAAGCACAGGAUUCAGAGAGAACAUAAAUAAACCAGUAGUCUUCUGGAGUCUUUAAACAUACACUCUUUUGGCCUAAUUAAGAUAAAUCUUUGCUAUACUUUUAGAGAUGGGAUAUGCCAUCUUUCCCUUUGCUUCUAGCUUACUUAUAUCGAACACAUUUCCCUUGGGCCUUAGAUCUUCCAUCUCCUCUUGCCUAGUACCUUGCCAGGACAAGAAUGGCUAGUGGUUUUUGUUUCUGUUGAGGCACUGCCCACCAACCAACUUUCAUUGAAAGGGAUAUUUUCCAGGGACUAAUUUGGGGCCACAGAAGUAAAGCUCUCCUAAGGAAACCAUUUUGUAGCUCAAAAAUGCACAAAUAAGGUGAGCUUCAAAUCUAGAAGCAGCAGCAGUAAUGGAAUUAACUAGAUCUCCAUGGACAGGGUGUUUUGGCAGUUCUAAUAUGAGCCAAGGAUGGAGCAGCUGACUUCUAGGAAUUUUUCUUGGCAUGAUGAAACCAGUUUCCUAACCAUGGGCUGCAUUUUCUCAUGCUUUAUACUAAAAGUAAAAAAACUCAACUGCUUGUGUGACGUGCUUGCACUAGCUGUUUUGUGUGUCUGUGUCUUUUAAAAUUGGGCCUUUUUGUGCCUCAUUAUAGGACUUAAACAUUUUUAAUUGUUUCCUUCUAUUACUAAAGCCUUUUAAAGGUACUUUAGCAGUGAAAAGGCAUCCUAUUUUAGUCAUUUUGACCUUUUUGGCUCCAAACUGUAUCUAAACUGCAUUAAUUGCCUUGUUAGUUUUUUUUUUUAAGGAUAUUUUAAUGCUGCCACUAACUUUAUUUUUACUGCCAUCCCUUUUUUCCUGGCCCUCUUGAGCUUGUUACUGCUGCUCUUUUCUUUCUGUAUUUAUGCCUUUUUUCACAGUAGUCCUUGGCUCUGCACGGAAUAAAUGAUAUCCUCAAAUCUAUUUGGAUGUACUUUCACCUCUGCAUGUAAGUAUGGGAACAAGAAGCCUGUUUGACCUCUCAGCCUUUAAAAAAAAUGAAAUGAAUGGGACAGAUGGGAUGGGGGUUGGGGAUUUGUUUCCUCCCAUUCACUUGAGCAGCACCAGAAAGACAGCCAUUAUCACAAAUACCUCACAGCAGUCCCCUUAACUUAGAUUCCCCUUGAAAUCAAUGUGAAAGUCUUCAAGGGCUUUUCACAUUGAGACCAUAAAGGGAACAUUAUCUGACAUCACCAAGGGCUUUAGUUGGCACAGAGAAUCAUUCCCCACUACCAAAGAAAAUAAGCAGCCUCCACUGGGUGUGAAAUAUUAACAGGACCCUUUCCAUGGAUCACCAGAAUUUUGGUGGCUGACAAUAUCACUUUGCCUCUGGACCAAAAGUUAACUCCCCUAGGACUUAAUUUUGAUGACAAGAACUCAGUGGCAAGGGCUCUAAUUGGGUAUGAUGGCAAAUGACUAGGGGAUUCACUCAAUGUGUUUUUGCAAUCCAGAUUCUUUAUAUACAUUAUUAAAAACAGUAGAAUAUGAUGCCUGGACCAAGGGAGAUCUAGAGCUAGCUUACAAGUUUUUUCUUCUUUCUUUGUAACCUCAUAAGCUGAUGACAUUUGUUUCAUCUUCAACCCCCAUCAAUAAUAGAUUUGGUUUCUUCACUUCCUCUUUUCUCCACCCCCACCCUCACCCCCAGCUUGAUGUUUUAUAGAUUUUCAGUCAGGCUUUUCUACUGUUACUUACUCAAGCCCACUUGUCUCUGUGUGGUCCUACCAAUCCUGAUCAUUCCAAUGUGCUGCCAUUCUUCAUCUUCUGAGAAACAGUUAAGUUUCCUAAUCUAAGGAUCCCGAUUCCUUUGGCAGGACACCUUGGAGAUGACUUGUCUCACUAGGAGGGUUGGGAUCUCCAAAGCCUAGCAUAUGAGAUAAUAUGAAGGGAAAUUUUUAAUUAACUGAAAAUAAAGCUGUGAAGAGCAGUAGAGCUGUUUCCUAAUUUUGAAAAAUAUGCUUAUAUGCCUUAAACUGUAGCAGUAGAAUCUUGCCACUUUGCUGUUUUAAAAAAGUCAAUGUUUUCCUAAAUCUUGUGUAACUUCCAUUCAAUGUUAAAUACAGUAUUGUUAGACAUGUACGCGGCAUGUUAAAAACUUGUAAAUUUAAAAAAAAAACUGAAGUUAUUGUAUUGAUGUCAAGACAUUUCAUUUUUGAAUUACUGAUCACUUGACAAUUUUGCUAGGUAGGAGAAUAGUUGAAAGGUAACCUAUGCAUAUAUAUCUAUAGUGCCAAGGUGGGAAAUAUAUUUUUACCCAAACAUUG